Soboliphyme baturini is the source of this 449-nucleotide messenger RNA. The record is from the annotation of a GenBank genome assembly. NCBI's taxonomy places the organism in Eukaryota, Metazoa, Nematoda, Enoplea, Dioctophymatida, Soboliphymatidae.
AUGCAUGUUGUGACGUUUCACACGUUCACUUUCAGGACCUUGACCUCUGCUGAAUUUCUGAAAAAGUCACAGAACGAGCCAUGUUUACAGUACAAACGUGGCAGCGAGGAGCUAAAGUUACUGAACGAAGCUAUCGACCGUCUUUGGGGCACGGUGACCAGGAUUCCAGUGGUCAUCGGUGACGAAGAGUUCGACACUGGAAAACAUUUCGACCAGCUAGUUCCGUUUGACCAUCAGCACAAGUUGGCAUCCUACAUUCAUGCUGACAAAAUACUUCUGAACAAAGCCAUUGACGUCGCGGUGAAAGCUCGAAAGGCAUGGGAUCUGAAACCGAUUAGCGAGAGAGCGGAGAUUUUCCUCAAAGCCGCCGACCUGGCAUCCUCCAAGUACAGGAUGGACCUAAACGCGGCCACUAUCCUCGGACAAGUAAGUAGUUUCUUCUGUUGAAC